CCUAUAAAAUUUACAAAUAAAGCGUCAAAAUAUAAAAUAUAAACAAAAUUAUUUCUAAUUUAUUUUAUAGUACAUAUCAAUACAAUAAGUUUUUAUGAAGAAAAUUGAAUUUAAUUUUUAAACAUAAUCAGAAUGGCUACACCCUUGCCUCUGUAUCAAUGCAGAUUAUGUUUAAAUAAAACUUCAAGUAGAGUUAACGUAUUUGGUGGAGAUUUUCCCGGAAUGUUAGAGGUUUUAACAUCCAUAAAGGUUCAUGAAGAGGAUGGCUUGCCAAAAUAUAGUUGUACAAAAUGUGCAAAAGAUGUUCUCUUGGCUUUGAUGGUCAAGAGACGUAUUAUAAAGGCACACCAGUUUCUAUUAGAAGCUCUAGAAAACAAGAGGGCAAUAUUUGAAACAAUAGAUACAACCCCUAUUGUUAAUACAGUCGAAUCUUCAGUACCAAAAAAGACAAAAACCGCUAAGCAAAAAAUAGUUUCUAAAAAAUCUAAACCAAUAAUAAAACAAAAUCAAACCCAACCAAAUUCAAAAUUAGUUGAAAACUCAAAUGAGGCAACAACAGAAGAAGAUGCAAAUGAAGGAAAUGUAAAACAUGAUAUAAGUACUGAAGGAGCAGAAAAAACGAAUCAACCAAACACACAAAAAGAAAAAAAGAAAUCACUAGAUCAAGAUGUACAAAAGAUACUUGGUGAAGUCCAGAAACGUAUUGGGAAUACUGGCUUUACUUGUAAAACAUGUAAUUUAAGUUUUUCAGAUAAAAAGUCGUUCAAUCUGCACAAACGAACACACGGAAAAAGCCAAUGUCAUAUUUGCGGCCGAAACAUUACAAAAUCCAAUAUGUCGAAACACGUCAGGAUGCAUACAGCAGGUCCAGAAACGUGCACUAUUUGUGGAACCACAUUCAAAAAUUUUAACGGUUUGAGAUGUCACAACUUACAUUAUCAUAAGCAUACCGCUCAACAGUACAUUUGUGAAGAAUGUGGUAAAACUUUUCGAGUAAAAUAUAAGUUCUUGUUGCAUAAGAAAAAGGUUCAUGGAGGUGUAAGGAACUUUAAAUGCAGUACUUGUGGAAAAGCUUUCUUUACCAAUUUCACUUUAGCAAAACAUGUUCGAAUGACUCACGAAAAAAUGAGACCUCAUAUUUGUGAAUAUUGUGGUACUGGCUUUUCGUCUGAGUAUGCUUUAAUGACUCAUAAAAGACAGCAUACCAAUGAAAAACCGUUCGUUUGUGAGCACUGUUUAGAAGGGUUUAGACAGCGGGUUUCAUUACGGUCCCAUUUGAAAUCAAAACAUGGAAUAGAGGAAGCCAAGAACUUCUUUUGUAAAACUUGUGAGAAAGGUUUCGCUACAAAUUGGGCUUUGAGUAUACAUCAAAGGUCACACGAAACUACGAAGUGUGAAAUUUGUUCAGAAAAUUUUGCUGGAGAUGAAUAUCUGACAAAGCAUCUUAAAGAAGUUCAUCAAGUAGAAGUAGAAAUGAAAAAAGAUAAUUAAAAUUAUUUUUUGGUUUAUAAUAUGUCCAGUAUGUCUUGAAUUUUCCAUUUCCUUGCAUUAUUCGUAUGUGCCUUAUCCCUAAGAGGUUAACAAAAGUAAUAAAAUAUUUACAAAAAAUACAGUUUUAUAGCACUAUAAAUAUUAUUUGAUAUGAUCAAAGUUAAACAAUAAGGAUCACAUGCAAUUUUCCUCUAGCUGUCAUAUUUUAAAUUUAAAUCAAAUACAGUAUGUCCCUGUAAGUUGUAUCCAUGAUACAAAGAAUUUCCCCAUUUACUCGAUAAUUUUACUCAACACUUAUCUUCAUCUGACCUCACUUUAGACAUAGCUUAGAUACUUUUAUCCAAUUUUAUUAAUUUUUCUUUGCCCUAGAUGUUAUUUUACAUAAAAGGACAGAAUAAAGAAAUUUGGACUAAGCUUUAAAACAACCUUUUCAUUCAUUUAUAUUUGUGUUGAUGAAUCCAUCUAUAUCCAUUAACUAUAAACAAGUUUUUGCAUUUACAACAUUCCUCAGCAUUUGAUAUCACAACCCCUAUUCACUUGUCCCAUCUUCAUGCAGCCAGUUUUAUCAACCAUCAUUUGUGUUGGGUCACAAAUAUUAAUUAUCUAUUUUUAACACAAACCACAAAACAUACUUCCUGUAUUUUGGUUUGCCUAUCUUUACUUCAUCAAUUUAUGUACACCUCAUUGAUGAUUAUGGAUUUUCAAAUUCGCCCAUGCUUUUGUAAAUCUUAGAUAAUUUAUUCUCACUAAGUUCUUGUAAUUUUAUAAUUAAAACACACUGAUGUUAGCUGUUAUCAUUGCUUGUACCAUAAACAACUUUAAAUUUAGUAGCUGCGUAACCAACAUUUCAUAAAACUUCAAUCAUUGGCAAUUGUCGUCCUGACAUCAGACAGAUUCGCUUUUGAAGUCUCAUCUCUUAGUUGCCUGUCACAUCUUGUAACAUAAUGACCUAUUUACCUUUUGACCCACUUACCACGUGUGGGAGUCAUAUGUUGCCCUAGAGCCGUAUCCUUACGAAUUUUAUCCAUCCUUUGGAUUUUUCGAUGCUUGCAUUUAUAUAAGACUUUUGUCUGUUUUUUGAAAGGCUUUGACCUUUGUAUUUUUUUGGUUGGCUCACCAUGUUCUUGUAAGUAUAACCAAACUUUGCUUUCACCUUGGUCAUCAUUUUACCUUUAACAUUUUGCUUUAAUUAAUACGCUUAUACUUAUUUUAGGGUAACAUUGAUGAUGCUCUUAUUACAGAGCGAAAACGUUUUGUUUCUAUGUUUGUAGCCCUAUAGGACUUUUUAAACUAAUAUACCUUUUACCAAGGAAAAACAUUUUUUAUUAAAUUCUACUUUGCUGCUACAAAGAAUAUACGGAGAUCAUGAAUCCCUAACAUUACUACCAGAACAUCAGUUUGAUUUUCGGGAAAAUCACACUACUACACAACAAGUACAUCGAAUAGUAAAUGAAAUAUCAAAAACUCUCGAAGAAAAGAAAUACUGCAACGCUGUAUUCCUAGAUAUCUCGCAAGCGUUUGACAAAGUUUGGCACAGAGGUCUGCUUUACAAAGUAAAAUUAGCACUAUCUAGUAACUAUUUCCUCCUAAUCAAAUCCUACUUAUCAAAUAGAUAUUUCUCAGUAAAAUUCAAAGACUAACAAUCCAGCCUCUGUCCUAUUAACCCCGGAGUUCAGCAAGGUAGUGUUCUCGGGCCGCUACUAUUCUCACUCUACACAGCCGACAUACCAGAGUCUCAUAAUACUUCGAUUGCUUCCUUUGCUGAUGUCGUAGCAAUACUUGCUGUAAAUAAAGAUCACAUACAAGCCUCACAAGACCUGCAACACUAUCUGGACAUACUCAGUGAAUGGUACACAAAAUGGCGAACAAAAGUAAACAAAACAAAAUCAUCUCAAAUAACAUUUACCAACCGCCAGAACACAUGCCCACCUGUAAGAAUGGAAAAUGAACGAAUACCAACAGUAACAGACGUUAAAUACCUUGGCCUCCAUCUUGACCAACUUGGAAAAAACAUAUCCAGACCAAAAGAAGACAACUAGACUUGAAAUUCCGGCAAAUGUAUUGGCUCCUUGAACGCAGAUCAAAACUCAACAUCCAAAACAAAAUUCUUCUGUACAAAGCAAUACUCAAACCUAUUUGGUACUACGGACUACACCUCUGGGGCUGUGCAAAGUCAACAUCACUGAAUAUCAUCCAAAGAUUUCAGUCUAAAGUUCUAAGAUCAAUAGUAGAUGCACCAUGGUACGUAACUAUCAAACACUUCACGAAGACUUAAAUAUACCUUUCAUCAGAGAAGAAAUCCAUCGAGCCACGGAGUCACAAAAUGAGCGUACCAUUCACCAUGCCAAUGAGUUAAUAAGGGAAUUAUUCCAUAAUGGCCCUGCCACAAGGAGACUAGAUAGAACCUGUCCUCAGGACCUAUUUUAACACUUAAACAUAAAUAGAAUAAGGUGAGACAUCAUUGGAAGUCUCUUCUCCUUGUCCAAAAACAUGGAACAAAUUUACUUAAUACACUUU
Messenger RNA from Diabrotica virgifera virgifera (western corn rootworm), 4008 nucleotides. Its product is annotated as gastrula zinc finger protein XlCGF46.1-like. Gene Ontology annotation, cellular component: nucleus. Lineage: Eukaryota; Metazoa; Arthropoda; Insecta; Coleoptera; Chrysomelidae. The record is from RefSeq and is a predicted model, not a curated record. Bases 133 to 1491 code for a protein of 452 amino acids. Gene Ontology annotation, molecular function: DNA-binding transcription activator activity, RNA polymerase II-specific; RNA polymerase II cis-regulatory region sequence-specific DNA binding; zinc ion binding. The transcript has 3 exons. Gene Ontology annotation, biological process: regulation of transcription by RNA polymerase II.